AUGCCACACGAAGUAGUACCUCGGCCCGUCCCUAAGAUUCCUAUAACUGUUGAUAAGACUGUGAAAAUCUUGCAUUUCAUGACGUCUCUCGACGUCUCUCCCCGGGAAUUCAUGUAUACCUUUUUCUCAUCCACCGCCGAACACGAGGAAAUAAUCUAUCGCCGUCGCUUGAUGAAGAUAUGCCCAGGACAAAAGCACAACAAAUCAAUUCUUAAGAACUAUGGCAAUCUAAUCAAGACUUCGCCUGAUGGUCAAGUCUUCUGGGAGUCAUUCAUAUUGAAAGAGGCGUCGGAUAUUGUAAAUGCUCAAGAAGUAGAACGUGGAUCUUACCCAAAGGGUGCAUAUGUCAGCUCAAGUCACAUCCCAAUUGACUUUUUCAGCGAGUCCUCAGAGGCCCAACGUACCGAGCAAAUCAAGCAAGGGAUGCCGUUCUUACACUCCCUAAUAUCACAGAAGAUAUUGACCAGUUCUAGUUCGAAUGCCAAGGUGUUGAUGAAAGAUAGCAAGGUUAACAAAGAAAAUGUCGGCAAGAAGGGAGAAACCCCCACUUGUGCUUUACCGCCUGAAAACGAAGAAGUACUGUCAUUAGCUAACUUGGUAGAUAUUAAGUCCACUUGCGCUGAGCUAGCGGAUCAUAAAGCUGAGGUGGUCCCGGUGGCUAUCUGUGCUAUGAUUGCGUAUACUUGCAAUCGUUGUUGUAAUGCCGUUCCUCUGCAGAACGGCCUGAUGGUUCUGGCUGGAGGGGUGUCAUGCCGCGUAAACGAAUAUCUUCAAUGUUUCGGAUUAACCUGUUCUCGCGACUCUGUUCUUGACGCCAUGGAACACAUGCGAUUAUCACAAGAGGAACAACUAAUGCAAGUGUUCAAGGUUAACUCAAAGCUGUUGCCUUUGUUGUGUUUUGACAACAUUGACAUACACCUGCGAAUUCACAAUUCGCGAAUUGACAUGUCCUCGAGGCUUUUCCACGGGACUUGGGGCUUCUAUACCGUGUUCCGUGCCGCCCUCCUCGCCAAUUGCGAAGCUGAAGCCGUAUCUCUAGCUUCUUUUGUGGCCGCGAUGAAAGCUGCUGACCAGGAACCUGUCAAGAUUGAAGAUUUUGCGCCUCGCCCAGAAGAAUCAGCUCAUUUCAAAGCCGUGAUCCAAGCUCAAAUGGCUACCACCCGCAUCGCAAGACUUCAAUUCAAUCAUGCGGUCGAUUCAAAUUGUGCACAAGGCAAAUCUAGUGUUCAUAUUAAGUGA
Molecule: messenger RNA, 1239 nt
Organism: Melampsora larici-populina 98AG31
Lineage: Eukaryota; Fungi; Basidiomycota; Pucciniomycetes; Pucciniales; Melampsoraceae
Exons: 5
Coding region: 1-1239 (412 amino acids)
Source: RefSeq, a predicted model, not a curated record